UCGUCAGUCAGCGUGCAAGCGAGCGUGCUCUCCAUACAGUUGCGUACUGCUGCUGCAGCUCCACCGCACGCAACAUGGACAUUACGAGCAGCGGCCAGGCGCGGAGGGUCUGAGGACGCGUCGGGACCGCCGAUACGCCACGCUGGGGCAGGGAUGCGGUGCCAUCCGACAGACGCACAUUGGUAGGCGAGUCAUCUGUCAGCGAUGUCCAAGAGUCUCAAGAAGAAGAACCACUGGACCAACAAAGUCCACGAAGCGGUGCUCUCCCGAAACAAGGAGGGCGAGCUGGGGUUCGAGUUGAAAGGGGGCGCCGAGAAUGGCAAUUUCCCGUACUUUGGCGAGGUGAAGCAGGGCAAAGUGGCCAUCCAGAGCGGCAAACUGUCCCAGGACGAGCUGCUCUUGGAGGUCAACGAUACGCCGGUGGCGGGGCUCACCAUCAGGGAUGUGUUGGCCGUUAUCAAGCACUGCAAAGAUCCGUUCAGACUGAAGUGCGUAAAGCAAGGAGGUGUUGUGGAUAAAGAUCUCCGCCAUUAUCUCAACCUACGGUUCCAGAAGGGUUCGGUGGACCACGAGCUUCAGCAGAUCAUACGAGACAACCUCUACCUCCGGACUGUGCCGUGCACGACGAGACAGCCCAAAGAGGGGGAAGUCCCAGGUGUGGACUACAACUUUGUGAGCAUCGAGCGUUUUAUGGAAUUAGAGAAAAGUGGGGCCUUAUUAGAAAGCGGUACUUAUGAAGAUAACUUCUAUGGCACGCCGAAGCCUCCGGCCGAGCCUACGCCCAUGCUGUUUAAUGUGACGGACCAACUCUUGCCCGGUGCUCGACCCAGUGCAGAGGGAAAAAGGAAGAGAAACAAGUCCGUCAGCAACAUGGAAAAGGACAGCAUUGAGCCACCAGAAGAAGAGGAAGAAGACAGCCCUGUCGUCAAUGGCAACGGUAUCGCCAUCACACCAGAAUCAAGUGAGCAUGAAGACAAGAGCACAGACGCUUCAGGGGACGUGCCCGCCCAGCCGUGCCCACCUGAGACCCCCACCCUCACCGCCACGGAUGCUCCUGAAGAAGAAGGAGAGGCCCCCAAAUCCCCACAAGACUCCCAGGAAAAUGAUGAUCUGGGGCCCUUGCCGGACAACUGGGAGAUGGCCUACACGGAGAAGGGGGAAGUUUACUUUAUAGAUCACAAUACCAAAACCACAUCAUGGCUGGACCCUCGACUAGCGAAGAAAGCCAAGCCCCCAGAGGAGUGUGAGGAACAUGAACUUCCAUACGGCUGGGAGAAAAUAGAUGACCCUAUUUAUGGCAGUUACUAUGUCGAUCACAUUAACAGAAGGACACAGUUUGAGAACCCCGUCCUAGAGGCCAAGAGAAGAAUGCAAAUGCAAGGUCAAGGUCUAUCAUCGCUGCCUUUGCCCACCAUAUACAGAGAAAAGCCUGCGUUCACGAGAGAUGCCACACAACUGAAGGGAACGUUCCUCACUACGGUUCUGCAGAAGAGCAACAUGGGGUUUGGCUUCACCAUUAUCGGGGGAGAUGAACCAGAUGAGUUCCUACAGGUGAAGAGCGUCAUACCUGAAGGACCUGCUGCACAGGAUGGCAAGAUGGACACAGGUGAUGUCAUUGUCUACAUCAAUGACAUCUGUGUAUUGGGCACCACCCACGCUGAUGUGGUGAAACUUUUUCAGUCCGUUCCCAUCGGCCAAAGCGUCACUCUGGUGCUAUGCCGUGGUUAUCCCUUACCCUACGACCCUGAGGAUGCCUCUGCUAGCUCCACCAUGCCUCCUUUGGGCCUAGUGGAUCAUCCAUUGCUUCUCAAUGGACGGAACAACUAUGAAAAUUACAUGGAGUACAUGUCUUUGACUGGCCGCUUGGUACCAGAGCAUGGCGAGGGGCUCCCCCCUCAUCCCGGAGACACCCACCUGGAUGGCUCGCAGCCUCCUUCGCUAAACACUCCAGGACCCCCACCCGACGACAGCAUCUCCAUGGCUUCGUCUACGGGAGCGACAGCUGGGGCCCAAGUGCCCCCUGAGCUCCUGAGUCUCACUAUAACCAAAGGUGCAGAAGGUUUUGGGUUCACCAUAGCGGACAGUCCCACAGGACAGCGGGUCAAACAGGUUCUGGAACCCCAGGGCUGUCCGGGGUUAUGCGAAGGAGAUCUAAUGGUGGAGAUUAAUCAGAAGGGUCUUCAGGGACUCGACCACACACAUGUGGUACAGCUGCUGAAGGACUGUCCGGUGGGAACAGAGGCUACGCUUGUCAUUCAAAGAAGACCAGCAGCAGGUCUCUUCACAUCCUGGGAUCCCACAAAACAGUGGGACCCUCAAGGAAGCCCUCAGACGAGCCUGUCAACCACCCUUCACCCACACGGUGCCCCGCACCCCGGCCAGACCCUCCAUCGCUCGUCUGUUCCAGACACAGAGGGCUUCCACCUGGGCAAGCCCGACCCCUAUGACCUCUAUGAGAAAUCGCGUGCCAUUUACGAAAGCAGGCAGCCUCUUCCGCCACGGACAUUACUGGACUCUACAGGUGUCGAGUACCAGGAAGUGGAGGUGCACCUGCUGCGGGAGAAGACCGGCUUCGGAUUCAGGAUCCUGGGCGGAGAUGAGGCGGUGCAAGCAGUGAGUCCGGAGGCCCGUGACAAGAUUGUAAUCGGAGCGAUCAUAGAGAACAGCCCCGCAGAGCGGGACGGCAGGCUGCGCCCGGGAGACGAGCUGGUCUCCGUCGAUAGGAUGCCCGUGGGGGGGAGACCGCACCGUUACGUCAUCGACCUCAUGCACGCAGCUGCACGUAACGGACAGGUCACCCUGACCGUGAGGAGGAGAGUUUUGACGCAGCAGGGUCAGCCAUCGGAGGAAAACGGUGCAGUGGCCAAUCAAAGCAGCUCACCUAGAGGCCAUGCGGUGUGUCCGGUCAACCUGCCACCUACCACUGAUGUAGUUAUACACCGCAAGGAGAGCGAAGGCUUUGGUUUUGUCAUCAUCAGCUCGCUAAACCGACCAGAGACCACAACUACAAUAACUGUGCCACAUAAGAUCGGCCGCAUCAUUGAGGGAAGUCCGGCCGAUCGCUGUGGGAAGCUGAAGGUUGGUGACCGUAUUAUGGCUGUCAACUGUCAGUCUAUCAUCAACAUGCCUCAUGCUGACAUUGUCAAACUGAUCAAAGACGCCGGACUGACCGUCACCUUGCACAUCAUCCCUGAGGAAGACGUAAAUGGUGCUCAUUCAGGCCCCGCGUCGGAGAAGCAGAGCCCUUUGGUUGCCCAGAAGCACAGUCCUCAGACCCAGUCCAGCCCGGCGGCCCAGCAGAGUCCCACCUUGACACAGCCCAGCCCACCUGCUCCUCAUCCCAGCCCAGCCACCACACAACCCAGCCCCCUACUGGUGGAGCCAAGCCCUGGAGCUCCACACAGCAGCCCACCCGUGAGUCAGCCCAGUCUGGAGGCCAUGCAGACAGGCUCAGUGGUCACUCAGUCUGCAGCAGCUGCUGCUGUGGAUCCAGGUGGACAUGUGGUCCAGCCCAGCAUGGUCGGAUCAGUGCCAGUACCGCCACAACUGUACCUACAUGACACACGGUCGGAGGUGAAAGCUAGACAGGAUGUUAAACCUGACAUCUGCCAAGCCGCAUACACGGACUACAGACAGCCUCCGGUGGACUACAGACACCCACCUGUAGCAGACUACAGACAGCCACCGACCAUGGAGUACAGACAUCCACCUGCACUUAUAGACUACAGACAACACUCCAUCGCUGAUUAUCGACCACAGGACUAUGACUAUUUCACUGUGGAUCUGGAGAAAAGUGUGAAGGGAUUCGGCUUUAGUAUCCGGGGAGGACGUGAAUACAAAAUGGACCUGUUUGUUUUGAGGCUGGCUGAAGAUGGACCCGCGAUCCGCAAUGGGAGAAUGAGGGUUGGAGAUCAGAUUAUCGAAAUUAACGGUGAAAGUACGAGAGACAUGAGCCACGCCCGUGCCAUUGAACUCAUUAAAGCUGGUGGUCGACGUGUACGUCUGCUGUUGAAACGGGGCACAGGACAGGUGCCAGAUUAUGGAAUGGUACCUACCAACCUUUCCAUGUGCAUGAAAAGUGACACUCUAGCCUCACCCUAUUUCUUCAUAAUGGGACACUCUAAAGACACGACAGUGCCACCACCCGGAGUCCUGUCUCUCCAGCCACCCCUGCCUUGUCGGAAGUAGUUUUACCCCAAUAAAGUGACAGUCGCCCUUCAUCCCAUCCAGCCUCGAACCCGGACACGCCCUUACUGGCUCCUCCUCGCGGCACGCUGCCUCUUUGGUGGGCGUUCGCCCAAAGGACAGAGGGUGGCGGGUCCACCUGCAGGAGCUCAGAUGAACUAAUAUGGGUUGAGACGGAUUUCAUAAAAGUGAAAGAUUUUUACAAACAGAUGGAGACUUAUCAACCUCAACGGAUUGUUGCGUCCCACUUACUUUUCAUGAAUUUACCGUACCAGUUUUUGUAUUGAUGAUCCAGUUACCGUCCAGAUGAAGUCAUUUUGGAUUCACACAGAGAAACGGGCUGAACUCUCAAAGCCCUUUCUUCUGUCCAGUGGACCCAGUCUCUCUUUAUUCGUAUAUCAUGUGGAGGUUGUUUAUUUUUCUGGAUCGUUCACACCACCAUCCUAAUGAUGCCGGGGGUCAAAUACUGCAAAAUAUAUGUGUAGCAUGAAAAGAGAUUUCAGAGGAAAUCAAGUAUACAUGACUUGAACACCACAUAAGUAUUGAGUUUUGUUAUCUGUCUGGUGGAAACACUGAAACGCUGACAAUAAGGACACAAACAGACAAGGUAUAGUAUGACGCCAACCCGUUUGGGCUGAAUUAUGGGAAAUUUACCAGGAAGUAAAUGCAUAUCAAUCAUCAAAUCUACUGCAUGGAUUAUCCCUUUACACACAAAUAAUGAACCCAUGACAGUACACAUAUUGGUAUAAUUUAGGUCUAUACCCAGAUGUACAUUCGGUUACAUAUCACAAACUGAAACUGCGGCGAGGACUGCUAUACUGUCUUUUUUUAUAUACAGUUUUGCAUCAUUCCAGCCUCAUUUUCUCUGUACUGUGCUUCAUGAGUACCGCCACUGUGGAGUCGGGGUACCAUUCCAGACCUCACGAGCAUCAUUCCCAAAUUCCUGAUGGUUUCAUAGUUCACAGAAGAGAAUUAGCUGAUAGGACUGGGCGGCAAGGUGAGAAUGAUGAAUUUUUUAGGACUGUUUGAUGUGAAAACAGGAGAAAUGUAGUCACGGUGUCCUAACCAGAUUUGAGCAAUAAUAAGCUAUUGGCCUGUUUACACUGAGAUUGAAAAAAGUGGUACGUGACAGCCCAUAAUAAAAGUACGUAAUGCUUGAUACGUAGUUAUGUACGGAUUAAUAAGAUGUCUCAGUCAAAUUUUUAAAUCGGGUCAUGGAAUUUCUGGAAUAUCAUGGAAUUUUAAGUGGUCCAGACAUUGAAAGUCAGGGAAUGUGAUAUAUUUUUUGUCCAAGUCAUGGAAUAUCAGGGAUUUUUGUUUUGUUGCUUUAAAUUUUAGUUUCCAUUUAUAAAAAUGUAAUCCGCUUGUUAACUUGUGUCAAAAGGAAUACUAUUUCCGGGUCCAAGCCUCCGCUUAAUACAAUUUAAACAGCUGUUUAUUCGCUCUGUUUUAUUUUUAUAAACUCACAGUGUACACUACAUUAUCCAGGCUCAUGGCAUACCCGACAUAGGUCAUGGAAAUUUAGCUUUUUAGUCAGGGAAAGUCAGGGAAUUUGACUUGGAGUGGGAACCCCGUUUUAUUGAUCCUCUGUACUCGCAAAAUAAGCAUGCUUGGUAUUUUGCGAACAAAUGUGACCCGUCCACAAAAAAAAUAUUUCUUUUGUCUGACGGCAUGGGUCACAAAUGCUUUCUCUGUUAUACUGAUGAAUGUUAUAUAGAGAUAUCGCUUUUUACAUUCCAGUUAAUUCCCAAUGAAUAUCACAUCACUCAUAAAUACAUCACAUUACAGAUCUUCUGUGUUGAAUUAUGUGCGUAAUUUGCAUUGAACAUAAUUUCAAAAUAUUUAUAAUAUAUUUCAUAAUUUGCCUGAAUACAUCUGACGUCAGCAGGAAAUGUGAUGCUUCUUACCAUGUUUGAAAGAUUUGGUUGCUAACAGGAGUUAAGUUAAGCCCUUUUCACACAGACAUUCCGGAAAAUGCAUCCUGGAUUUUGUCGGGAUUGUUUGAUUUUUUUGUUUUUUGUCUGAUCUCUGCUUUAAAGCAACACUAAAGAGUUUUUGCUCUUUGCUCCCCCUACAGGUUGGAAGGGGAAUUGUCCAUUAGCGCUGCCGUAAAUAAUUUAGCCUACUGCAGCAAAGCUGGCUCUGAUUGGAUUGUAGGUCUGCCGUAAAGCAAGUUUUUGUAGUUUUCACUCGUACUACAGGACCGCGACCCGACGGUUGGAAACUUCUUUAGUACGGUUUUGGCCGAUAGAGGGCUGCAAAGCGAAUGUGAACAUGCCGUUCACCCUGUUUCCAGUGAAACAUUUUUGGAAACGUUAUUUUAAGGUAUAAAAAACUCUUAGUGUUGCUUUAAUCCAGUUUUCAAACAUUUCUCAUUGUGAUUGUUAAUAUGCAUUUAAAACCCUCGUUUUGAGGACCUGAACGAUAUAUCUUGUUGGGAUGACACGCGGGCAUUUUUGUUUAUUAUAAGCUCAAACGAGCACGUGACGCAAUAUUCUUUUAUGCUGCUGAAUGAUCUCCGCUUCAGCGUGGUAAGUGAGCUAACUUACCUUAUAUCUGCGUCAGUCCAGUUUGCUGACUUUUCUCGUCGUGAAUGUUGUAAAUCCCUCAUUUUAAAGAGUUGAACCAACUUCAUGUUGCCCGUGCGUCAUUGUUUAUGCGUCAUUUCCUGAUAACUACUUUAAUCUAGUUUGCGACAUUUCUCGUCAUGAAUGUUGAUAUACAUGUAAAUCUCUCGUUUUAAAUAGCUGAACCAUAACUUUAGUUGUGUUGACGCCCAUUACGGCAUCGUUUCGGCUUCUUGUUCACACAGAGGGUUUUCUGUGUAUCUUACUAGGUCCUCUUUCCGGCAACGAUCCCAGAAGAUUUACGGUACAUGUUUGCGUUCACACAGAAGCUUGUCUGGCAAUUUUACAGGUAUUUUCUGGGACCAAAGCUUCGGACUCAGGCUGUGAGUCCGAAGCGGGAGUAAUUAUGAUAAUGUCUGUGUUGUCUACAUCACCAAUCACAGGAAGUAAACUGUUGCCUACAAUCCGUGUGUUUGUUGUAGUCCAAGAAAAGAGAUUUACAUUGGAGACGAUAACUCGCGUCAUCGUUUACUUUGGGGUUUGUACCUUUUGCAUAUCAUUAACAUGUACUAAUACACACUCAGACACCAAAGGAAAUGUAAAAACGUGAAUUGGACCAUUGGUGCUCUUUAAUACAGUCCAAUCUACUUCAAUGGGAAAAGGCUGAUAUCUCUAAAAUCUUGCUGUCAGUGUAAACAGCCUGUUAUGAUGAUUUAUGCAUUUGCCAGACACUUUUAUCCAAAGCCACAUACUGUGCAUUUAAACUAUUCAGUGUAUUUGCAUUAACCCUAAGAAUCGAACCCAUGACCUUGGUGCUGUCAUCGUCACGCUUUAACAUUUGACCAUAAAAGAUCUCUUUAUCUUUUGAUGCUUUGUUGAUUCAUAUCUGGUUAGGACACAGAAAUUGAUCUCGAAUUAUGAGUCUCCUUAGCAUGAAUAAAUGGGGGGCCCAUUUGAAUGGGACAGAGUGCCUUACCGGCAGGACUAAAGAGCAGAAAUAUGCAUUUUAAGAGCUGAGCAUUGUUUUUUUUACCACAGCGGUGGCAAACUUUGCCAGCCUUCCCUUAUUGUUUUGCUAUUAAAUGCAUAGAAAUCAAAAAUGGCUUAAAAGGGGAAGAAAGGUUAUCUGAUCUUACACCUGUAAUCAUAACAGAAAAUGAGUGAAUGCAUCGAGAUGUGUCUUUGUUGCAUAUUAAGGUGAAGUGUUAUUCAAACCACUAUCAUUCUGACCUUUCAUUAGAUGGAGAUAAUGACUGUGCUUUGUGUUGAAGCAUUUCAAUAUGAUAGCGGUCAAAGAAACAUUUACAAAAUCUCAUUGUGAGGAUUUUAUGCCAUGCCAGUGUUAUUUGCCUCUUUUUGUAUUCAUUUAAUAGUGAAUUCGUCUGAUGCUGCUCUCCACCUGUCAUUUGAAUCACAGGCUGAUAACUGUGCCAAUCAAACUGUUUUGGGUUAUGUGGAAUGUAAACGAAUUUUCAGGCAGUUUAGCGAACCGCAGGAAAUUCUGAUCAACUGUCCGGACCUGCGUCGGAAGAUUGCAUAUCAGUUUAAGCUUAUCACAUUCCUUAACAACGAAAAUGUUUUUUCUUUCAGUAUCCUUGUCUUGUUUUACAGUGCAAAUAUUUAAAUAUCCUUAAGAAAAUAUCCGUUCACUUGCAGUGUGCGAAAGGCUUUUUGGUAGCAUAAAUUAAAGGAAUAAUUCACCCCAAAAUUCUGUCAUUAUUUACUCACUUACAAAUUGUUGCAAACCUGUAUGAAUAUUUUUGUUUUGCUGAACACGAAGAUAUUUGUAAGCAAGCAGGAGCACUGUUCCAUACUAGGAAAAAAUAAAUACUAUGGAAGUCAAUGGUUUGGUUACAAAUCAUCUUCCUUUGUGUUCAGCAGAACAAAGAAAUUUAUACAGGUUUGAAACAACUUGAGGGUAAAUGACUGAAUUUUCUAUCCCUUUUAACUUUUGCUCACCCUAACUGGGGGGUCACACCAGACGCGAGUUCAACGAUGAGCGCUAGAAGAUUACAUACAAAGUCAAUGCAAUGACGUGAUCAGAUGCGUUCUCGCAUGGGGCGAAUGAUACGAUAUGGGCGGCGCGUUUGCCGCAAAAACUCGCACUAUUUGCCUCAAACGCGUCUUGGCCCAAGUUAAAAAUAUUCAACUCGAGCGAAAAAUUCGAGUUAAAUCCCGCGAGUAAUCUAGAGCGAGUAACGCGAUGCCCCGGAUUUGGUGUGUACGUAGCAUAACUGUGGGUUCACACCAGACGUGAGUUCAACAAUGUGCGCAAGUAGAUUACAUACAAAGUCAAUGCAAAGACGUGAUCAGACGCAUCCUCGCGUGGGAUGAUGCGAUAUAGGCGGCGCCUUUGUCGCGAAAACACGCGCUAUUCGCCUCAAACGCGUCUUUGUAAACGCCCACAUUGUAAAUAUUCAACUCGAGCGAAAAUUCGCAUGACACAAAGUUAAAUCCCACGAGUAAUUUAGAGCGAGUAACGCAAUGCCCCACGUUUGGUGUGUAUGUAGCCAAACUGUGCGUUCACACCAGAUGCGGAAGAGGCGGCAAGCGCGAAAUGGUUUACAUGUAAAGACAAUGCAAUGACGCGAAUAGGCAUCUUGUGGCACGAAUGGCGCGGGACAUGGAUAGCGCAAAUUGAGCGUUGCUCUGGGAAACACGCAAGUUGAAAAAUCUGAGCUUUGGCGGAUUACAGGAAGCGAGCGGUGUCGCAGAAGCCCCUCCCAUGUCGCAAAUUUCCGCAUUAAUGUUUCGAAUGCCUAGAAUUUCAUGUGCGAAUGAAGCGAGUAAACUCGAAAUGUUCAAGCGUCCAACUACACGCGAAUAACGCGUUUUGCUGCCUCUACCGCGUCUGGUGUGAACGCACAGUAAUACAUUUUUAAUAAACCUGACUUAUUAAGAUAAAACAUUUUAGGUUAUGAAAAGUAAAUCAUCCCCUGAAUAAAAGAAUUUGAGGAUAUUUCAUAUUUUUACUAGAAAACAGGACAUAGUGAUUCAAAUAUAAUUUUUCCAGUGAUGAGAUUCAAAAUGCACCCUGUUCAUAUCUCACUGAUGGUUUUCACCAUGCACAAAAUAUUUGUAGUCCCCCAAUGAUCAGCGUCAUUGGGAGCAGUGAGUUAAAUAAAACUGCUGUUUACAUGGAGAGACAGACAGAAACAGUGAAGGAAACGUCUGGAUGCAUUUAUUGCACAGCUCAUAGCUUUUACUGUUUGAAGCUGUAUCCUGCCUGCUGUGAAAAAUGAAAAAGAGAAAAAAAAACAUUUUGUAUUAUCGGGGAAAAUAUUGAAUCUGUGAAAGAUGGCACAUACUGGGGCCCAUUCAGAUCAAUAUUACUGUCUAGUGUUAGAUGUGUAUUUACCUUGUACAGCUGUACGCCUAUAAAUAUGGUUUAAUGUAUUAUUGAUAGUUUCAAAGAAUAAGUGAUCAAAUAUUUUUAUGAAAUGCAACAGUAUGGAUAUAAUAAAUUUUGCUAAAAUCUUGUUUACCUGUAUGAUAUUCUGAUAAACUGUUAAAUAAACUCCUGACAGAG
Molecule: messenger RNA, 10281 nt
Organism: Misgurnus anguillicaudatus (oriental weatherfish)
Lineage: Eukaryota; Metazoa; Chordata; Actinopteri; Cypriniformes; Cobitidae
Source: RefSeq, a predicted model, not a curated record